AUGGAGCAACUUGCCGCGACGCUUCUAUCGUUCCCUGAAUCCAACAGUGCCAAUUCCAGCCUGGUCGACAACGUCACCUUUGACACGGCAGCGAAGCUCCAUGUUAGCAAGCUCUCAAAGUUACUUAAAGAUCAUAAUGCUUCACUAGUUACCCAUGGCCCCGGUCUCAUCGAUAUUCUUGACCCGGCCGUAAAUACCUUAUCAUAUAUCGCCGUCCUUCAUACCCUCAUCCUUCCCGCCCUAGACUCAUCGAUUCCUCGCGAUACUCUUCUGAGCAAGUUUGUGAACUUUUUAUACGUCUUUGAUGCGCGCCAGGCCCGAUAUGCUAGAAGUCACUUGCAUGACAUCUUGCUGGCUGCUGGAAGUGGUCAAUAUUUGCCGCCUUCAGUUUCUGUUCGUGCUCUUGCAACAGCUAUCCUGCGACUCGACCCGACCGGAAGCAUGCUCACCAUGUCCCAUUUUCAACUUGUCAAACUUGCCUACCAGACAAACAACAUCGAACCGGCCCUUCCAGUACUAGAUAAGAAUAUCGUAUACUUCCCCGGUAUGGCUAGCUACGGCGAGCCCAGAUUCCUCUGCGAUUUAUCCUUAUCACCCCCAGCCUACCUCUCUCGAGAAACGGGGCUCACUACCAACUUGAAACCUUCCUUGAUCCUAGAAUAUGAUAUGUUUCGCGGUAUGUCAUACUGUGCCUUAAGAGAUUGGGCAAAAGCCUAUGCGGCCUUCGAAAGGGUCGUCACAUAUCCUACGCGCGAAGGUGGCGUAAGCAAAAUCAUGGUCGAGGCUUACAAAAAGUGGGUGCUGGUGAGCUUGCUCUCUACAGGAAAGCUUUCAGACCCUCCAACAUACACCGGGGCCGCCGCGAACAAGCUCUAUGGAAAUAUCGGAAAGCCAUACACAGCGCUCGCGGUGAUAUUCGUAGCCAGGAGUGCCCAGGCACUAAAGGCCGAGGUUGAAAAGAACACACAACUGUGGCUGGAAGAUGGAAAUACCGGGCUGGUCCAGGAAGUCCUCGCGGCGUAUCAAAAAUGGCAAGUUCUAGGCCUAGAGCAGAUCUACUCAAAGAUUUCGCUCUCCGAGAUUCGUAAACAGACCACAAGUGCGGAGACAGGAGAUAUGCUCCAGAAGGAUGAGGACGUGCAGACUCUUGUCCAAAACAUGAUAAUAUCCGGUAUGUUGAACGGGGUGAUUGAGAAGAACGACGACGGCACGGAUUUCCUUACCUUCUUAUCUUCGUCUACCCAACUUUCAGAGAAGGAGUUCGCUACGGAGCUCGCUGGAACAGCAACCCGAUUGAAGCAACUACAGCCCAUCUUCAAGACGACAAAGGAGCGCCUGGGCACUAGCAAGGAGUACAUCAAGCAUGUGGCUAAAGAGAAACUCCGAGGUGAUAAAAUUGAUCCGGAUCCAACCCUCGCAUUUGAUGCUCAUGUGGAUGACGAAGACUUGAUGGGUGGCGUAGUUGCUACUGGCUGA
Messenger RNA from Daldinia childiae, 1476 nucleotides. Its product is annotated as COP9 signalosome complex subunit 3. The record is from RefSeq and is a predicted model, not a curated record. NCBI's taxonomy places the organism in Eukaryota, Fungi, Ascomycota, Sordariomycetes, Xylariales, Hypoxylaceae. Gene Ontology annotation, cellular component: COP9 signalosome. The coding region runs from base 1 to 1476 and encodes 491 amino acids. The transcript is spliced from 2 exons. Gene Ontology annotation, biological process: ubiquitin-dependent protein catabolic process.